UGCUGCUUCAUCCUUGGGAUAUAUUUUCAUUAACAGACUUGGUUGGCAUUCACAACUCACAAAGAUGGCCAGUAGCAACUCUACUGGCCCCUACCAGGAGGAGAGCCCUCUCAGUUUGUUAUUUGUCAAAGUUAUAAGAGCCCGGAAUAUCCCAUGGGCAGACUGGAUGAGCAAUGCAGAUUGUUAUGUGUCACUUUGGCUUCCCUCAUCAACAAACAAGUUGCUGAAAACAGCUACUGCAGCAGAUACAAGCAACCCAGUCUGGAACGAAACUUUUCAGUUCAAGAUCUCUGCUAACAUAAAGAAUGUGUUGGAGGUGACCCUUUACGAUGAAGACACCGUGUCUAAAAAUGAUCUGCUCUAUAAAAUGCUCUUCGAUGUGUCAAAAAUAACACCUGGGGAGACCAUGAAGCACAGUUUUCUACUCAACCCACCAGGAAAAGAGACACUUGACGUUGAGUUUAGUAUGAAGAAAAUGCCUGCGCACCCAGAGACAAUUAAGACAAACGGAGUGCUUGUGGCUAGAGAGGUGUGCUGCUUGGAUGUUUCUGUGGACAAGCAGAAGAUACCAGAGAAUUUGCAAGGAGAAGAACUUUUGUUACAGGUGGAAAACUCUUGUGAAAAAUUGUAUAAAAUGGGCCUGAAUCCAACAGCUGGUCCAAAUCACACCGAGACCUGCUCUUUCCACAGCAUUAAAAGAUAUGAUUCACAGCUGAGUGCCCACUUACAGGGAGCAAACCCCGAAGAUGUUGAAUCACAAGUAAAUGUGCCUCUCAAUUCACUUACUGAAGGAAAGGAAGAGACUGUUCGUCUUCAUGCGAAGCCUGCAUCUAUUAAUGAAAAGGUCCCAAGUUGCUGGACAGGAUUGAGUAGAAGAGUUGGAAGAAGCCUCUUUGGGCACAAGGACUCACACUUGGAAAUGAAGGUUAAAGCACAAAACUGUAAAGAGAAGUUUGAUGUUCGCAUGGGGUUUGAUCUCUGUGAUGAUGAGAAAGAUUUCCUUCGAAAAAGAAAGAAAGUAGCUGCUGCUGCAUUAAAGAGUGCUUUGAAGCUGGACAGGGACUUGGAGGAGGAUGAGGUUCCUAUAAUUGCGGUUACAACAACUGGAGGUGGCGCACGAGCAAUGACUGCCCUUUAUGGAACCCUGUCUGGUCUGAAGAAGCUCAAUCUUUUAGACUGUGUGUUUUAUAUCACUGGUGCUUCUGGUUCUACAUGGGGAAUAUCAAAUUUAUAUGAAGAUGCCGAAUGGUCACAGAAGGACCUGGACGUGCCAAUUGAAAAUGCACGAAGAAACGUUUGCAAAGACAAAAAAUCAUCUUUCUCCUUGGAAAAAAUACUCAAAUAUCGGGAAGAAAUGAAAAAAAGAGCGGAGAUGGGAUACAAAACGUCUUUUACUGAUAUUUGGGGUCUAGUGAUAGAAUCCAUGUUCCACAAUGGGGAUGGAAAAACCACUCUUUCUAAUCAGCGGAAAGCAGUUGAACGUGGACAGAAUCCCCUGCCACUCUGCCUGGCAAUGAAUGUCAAACACAUUGAAAACACCACUCUGGAUUUUAAAGAGUGGUGUGAGUUCUCUCCUUAUGAAGUUGGUCUUCUAAAAUAUGGCGCUUACAUUCGAUCUGAGGACUUUGCAAGCAGCUUCUACAUGGGGCGACUUAUAAAGAAACUUCCAGAGUCCAGGAUCUGUUUUCUCCAAGGGUUGUGGAGUAAUAUCUUUUCUAUAAAUCUGAUGGACGCCUGGUUUGCUGCAGUGAGUUCUGAUAAUUUCUGGCACCGAUUUACCAGGGACAACAUUCAAGAUCUUGAUGGAGAAGAAGCUUUACGAAGAAAAUCAGCUUCCCCCAGUUUGGGCACCCUUCUUAUUCAGCCAGCUGGGUACAUUGGCAGUACCAUUAGGGAUAUUCUAACUAGCCGACCCAUCGAUGGGGAGCACCACAACUUUCUAAAAGGUCUUCAGAUCCAUAAAGAUUUUCACUCCCAUAAGAGUUUCUGCUGUUUUAAAGAUACAGAACUGGAUAAGUUUCCUAACAAGCUGACGCCAUACUCUGAUGACCUUUGCUUGGUAGACAGUGCCUAUUACAUUAAUGCCAGCUUCCCACCCUUACUACGUGAAGAGCGCAAAGUGGAUGUUAUCCUCUCAUUCGAUUAUGGCCUUGCGGAAAGAUUCAAGUCAGUGGAACAGACACAUGAAUACUGCUGCAAUCAAAAGAUUGCUUUCCCCAAAGUAAAUUUGACUGAUAAUGACCGAGAGAAGCCAAAGGAAUGCCACGUGUUCACCAAAUCAGAGGAUUUAGAGGCACCCAUUCUUCUUCACUUUCCACUUGUAAAUGAUACCUUCAGGACGCACAAGGCACCAGGGGUGAAGCGCAGUCCUGAGGAAAUGGAGGGAGGGGCUGUUGAAAUCGAAGGCAGGUCACCUUACAGCCUCCUAAAACUGACGUACAGCAAAGAAAACUUUGACAAGCUCCUGAAUCUGACUGAAUACAAUGUGAUGAACAAUGAAGAAGCCAUCUUGCAGGCCCUGCGUGAUGCCAUUGCACAAAAACAGAAGAGCAGGGGAAACAGUGGGACAAACACAAACCCCUAGGCUGGAAUAUGCCCCACAGCAGAUACUGCAAGCCCAUGCACAGCUUAUAUGCACUGCCCGUCGGCUCUCUUAGGCAAGACGCCAAAGCCUUAUGGGAGUUGACUUGACUUGACACUUGUUUUAUCAACUGAUAGGUAAUAAUAUAGAGUAUUUCUAAUUAUGUGCUCAUCUUUAUUUCAUCUCAAUGGCCAUGUGCCUUGUUUGUUUUCCAACCUCAACCAUUUAGUUACUUUGUUAGAGACUUGAACAGAACAUUUUUCCAUCUCAGAGGCAAAUGCUGUCAAAACAGAAUUAUUUUUAACCCUCCAAUAAAUGUAGCCUUUAUAUUUUA
This is a messenger RNA of Xenopus tropicalis (tropical clawed frog), 2915 nucleotides long. It is a transcript of the gene pla2g4d, whose product is annotated as phospholipase A2 group IVD. The transcript is spliced from 21 exons. The coding region runs from base 65 to 2584 and encodes 839 amino acids. The record is from RefSeq and is a predicted model, not a curated record. Gene Ontology annotation, biological process: phospholipid catabolic process; lipid catabolic process. NCBI's taxonomy places the organism in Eukaryota, Metazoa, Chordata, Amphibia, Anura, Pipidae. Gene Ontology annotation, molecular function: A2-type glycerophospholipase activity; glycerophospholipase activity; hydrolase activity. Gene Ontology annotation, cellular component: membrane; cytoplasmic vesicle; cytosol.